Penicillium alfredii is the source of this 987-nucleotide messenger RNA. Its product is annotated as tRNA splicing endonuclease subunit SEN34. Gene Ontology annotation, molecular function: nucleic acid binding; tRNA-intron lyase activity. The coding region runs from base 1 to 987 and encodes 328 amino acids. The record is from RefSeq and is a predicted model, not a curated record. Gene Ontology annotation, cellular component: tRNA-intron endonuclease complex. The transcript has a single exon. Gene Ontology annotation, biological process: tRNA-type intron splice site recognition and cleavage; tRNA splicing, via endonucleolytic cleavage and ligation. Lineage: Eukaryota; Fungi; Ascomycota; Eurotiomycetes; Eurotiales; Aspergillaceae.
AUGGACCUCACUCCCACCCUUCCCAUCCCGAUCUCCUACGUAUCCGGUAGAUACCUACUAUUCUCCAUUGACGCCGUGACCUACCUUCGACGCGAGCACAACAUCUGCGGCGUGCUGAUCGGGACACUGCCGCAGAUCCCCCAGCAGAAUGUGUUCUUGGGACUCCCGCUGGAGCUGACCCCGGAAGAGGCGCGACUGUUGGUGGACAAGGGUGUAGCUUGCAUCGUAGAUGAGGCCAAGGCGCAGCUCGGCAUGAAGUCUCUCUUAGAGGAGGACUGCAGACGCUAUCUGCACGAUCUCGAGGCCCAGGGCCUGGGUGUGAUGCGCGUGCAGUCCGACCGCAAGGAGCAGCAGCGCGAACAGACCCUGAAGAAAAUAGAAGCGAAAAAGGCUAAGGCGAAGGCCUCCAAGGCUUCUGCUGCUGCUGCUCCCGCCGAUGCUGCUACGACCACCUCCACGUCCACAACCGCUUCGCACAAGGAUACGCCCUCGGCGGUAGUGGAUCUCUUUGCUGCAGACGAAAGAAACACACUCUCUCCCAACUCCCGGACGUCCUCGAGUAGGACCACUGCGUCGCAGCCAACAAUGGGCAUCACACCUGCCACAUCCUACCCGCCCCUCUCCCACCCGGUUUCUUCUUCAUCCUCGGCACCGCUGCUCCCGGCGCCCACGGUGCCAGAGUCAUAUGCGCUCUUUGCUCACCUGCAUUCGCGCGGCUACUUCCUCUCGCCCGGACUGCGCUUCGGGUGCCAGUACGUCGCCUACCCGGGUGAUCCGCUGCGCUUCCACUCGCAUUUCCUGGUGGUGUCGGCCGAAUGGGACCAGGAGAUUGACCUGAUGGAUGUGAUUAUUGGAGGCAGAUUGGGCACCGGUGUGAAGAAGGGAUUCUUGUUGGGCGGUUCGGAAAAAUCCAUCGACGAGGUUGAGACUGAGGCGGAGCGGGUGGAUAGCGUCCGGACGUUCAGUAUUGAAUGGGCUGGGAUGUGA